Molecule: messenger RNA, 2960 nt
Organism: Gambusia affinis (western mosquitofish)
Lineage: Eukaryota; Metazoa; Chordata; Actinopteri; Cyprinodontiformes; Poeciliidae
Exons: 6
Coding region: 410-1108 (232 amino acids)
Source: RefSeq, a predicted model, not a curated record
UUUUGCCGACUGAUGAUAUCUUGAUUUAUGCAACAUGCAUCCACAUGUUUCAUAAAUCACAAAUAUAAUAAAGUUUUCCGUAUCACUGAUUAUUUUUUGCCAUUUUUUUUCCGUCUGACCACUUCUUCAGCUUCGCCACAAGGGCAGCGAUGGAAAAUGUUGUGCACUUCCUUUUUCAGUGGGUCUAGAACUAGAUCUUCCUUUUGUGAGAACAAACACUUUGUCUUGCCUCUGAGGUUUUCACUGUUGGCACUGUAGAAGACUGCAAAAGGGGCAUGAGCCUGCUCAGUACGGCUCAGUUCGGUUUCACUCAGGCUCUCAGGAUACAUGGAAACCUCGUCUGGCUCUGCUUCUGCUAAAGGAACGAGCUGCAGCGUCUUUGUGGUUCGUCGUAGGUAGUUUAACCAGUAUGUGGAGAUGCACAUUGUGGUUUGUUUUACUUCUGCGGCUGACACUCUGCUCCUACGACAAAGAUAAUCUGGAGCCGGUGGUGAAAACAAUUGGGAAAGAAUCAGAUUUGACUCCAGUUUGCAGCAACUCCACACUGGAUACAAUCUUACUUGUUGUCUGUCGGAUCAGAGCAGUGAGGAGCAGAGAAGAAGAGUGUCGUGUUUCUUACCACCUGGAGAGAAGCUUUGAGCAGGAAUGUGACUCCAGGUUUUCACUUAUGUUAACAAAUCAGACAAUGUUUCUCCAUCUGAACAAUUUAACACCAGAAAAUAGUGGAAGCUACAGCUGUGAGUGCACACGCCGUGAUGGAACGUUUACGCUACAGCUCAACGUCACUGUGGAGGAUGACAUAGACACCAUCCCUCCUCCAGAAACAACUUUCCCUCCAAUUUUUAUUAUUUUAUUUGGAGUUUGUGGAUUGAUCAUCAUCAUUCUAUUGGGAAUCAUUUCUGGAUGUGUCUGCAGGAACAAAUGCCACAGAGGAAGACGCGAAGUGACCAUAACACCUCAUCCAGACACGGAAGUGCCGGACAUUGAGCCGUACAGCGUCUUCAGAGAGAAUGAACUUUAUUUAACGUCCGUAAUUCACACCAGCCUGUCUACAAAUAAUCUGAUUGUGAUUGGGAUGGAUAAUCCGAGCUCAGGGAGACCUUUAUAGACAUUUCAUGUUUUAAUUCAUGUUUUUCUAUGGAGCACUGUAACUGUCGACGUUUCUGUGUAUUUUGUUUAAAACUUAUUUUCUAAAUAUCGUAAAGUGUUUCUCCAUGUCAAAGUAAAACAAAGACCAGAAUAAUGUCACAUUUAAAAGAAGAACCACGUUCUCUUUCUCCCCCGCAGUCUCCUCGGCUCGACCUGCUAUAACGUAACGGGUGAGGGGUGAGUUUGGGUAUUAGGGUCGUUUGAACGUCGACCACUCACUCAGGCAGCAGCAGGUCGAAGCGAAGCGUUAAGGCUGACCGACAAAUUCUCAACAUGUUCCUUCUUCCUGUCUGAACUUCCUGUUUUCAGCCGCACAGGCCGCGCGGCCUGCUGGUGUGAAACUGGAGGUGAAACCCUUCCACACGUCAACUGCAGCGUGCAGAUCUGUACACAAAGAUUACUCUGCAAACACCACAUUGACUUCUGAUCCCUCUUCUAACUAACUUCACUCCCCUGUUAUUUAUUUGUCUUGGUUGCAAUAAAGAAACUGAAAAGAUGUAAAUAUGUAGGGAAAAAUAGAAUUAUAUUAACAUUAGGGUUUUUUUUUCAUUGCAUUACUUUUUUUUACUUUUGUUUUAAAUCUCACUCAAAAAUGGGUUUAGAAGAUUCUUCCAAUAAGGAUCUGCUUUAAAUGCUCACUACAGUCUGUUCUAUCACCUGUACGCCAAUGAUAAUUUAUUUUUGUUGCAUUUACAAGAGACGAGGAUUUGAUUCCUAGAUACUGUUAUAAAAAAAAAAGUAGUUAAAGUCAAGAAUAAAGUCUUCUGUGAAACUAAAGUCUUAUCUUUUAGAAUCUGGGAGAAAGAAGAUUAUUUGAGUAAAUGAUUAAUGGGUUCUGUCAUGUUUCUGGAGAGCAUGUGCUCUUAAAAGGAGCACUAGUUCAGUUUGUUUAAAGUCGACCAUCUUGUAGCUUUUACAGUAAACAGACCACAGUUUGGACUGAAAUGUGUAAAUAUAUUUCUAUUAAAGGCUGUCUUGAUGUGGACUUCAUGCUGUAAUGCAACAAUUAGCUUGAGAAGAUAUGAAGAGUAGUAACUACAUGUUUGGUCUCAAAAUGAAACUUGAGUUUCAACCAAGAAAAUCUGAUCUUGGGAGGGUCAUUUUCAGGCCACAACAGAAAGAUACUAAACCUCAACCAGCAAUAUUUUGUGUAUUGUAUACUAUUUUUUUUUUGUCACGUCUGGACAAGAUUUAAAAAUAUUUGCGCAGAUAUCCAGAUUUUUUUUGGGUCAAAUUUUGCAGUUUUGUGUAUAACCGACAGUGUCAUCUGCAUACAUGUUGACAUCGUCUAGGAAUAACUAGGAAAUCAACAAAACGUGUAAAGACACCUGGUCUUUGUGGGACCUCUAGGGGCCAAGAGAGGGUAUAAAAGACAGUUUUGUGAAUUGGUUGGAAAUGCUGUUUGAUUUUUAUCAAUUACACUUGUAAAAUUAAUGGUAGGACAAGUUUAAAUUUAUUUGAAUUAUGUUGUUUGGAAAUACCUGAAACUGUCAAUAAUUUCAGUUGAUAUUUUUAUGUUGGUAAUUAUUGUGAAGUGAAAAGAAACUUAAAGUAUCUCGUGUUUAUAUGCUCCAACUCUUUUCUUUUGACAUUUUAGCUGAUGAUCAACUCAAAAAUGCUUUAUUCAUCCCAAAAGGAGAAAUUAAAUUGACGUUUAGUAGAAAGUAAUUGUGUGAAAACAUCAAAUCUGGUGGAACUCAAAGACAAAGCAGCCAUAGUCCUGUAGUUGCACUUCCGUUUCUGUUUCUUUGACAAACAGAGAAUCGGUGGUUUAUGUUGUGACCACCAACAUACACUGUCAACCCAGAGUC